AUGAGAUUACUAGGAAAUGCAGUGCUUCUGGUGCUGCUCUCAUUAUUACACAUUGUGUUGGGAGCCGAAGACUUCUACAAGGUCCUUGGAAUAAAACGCGACGCCGGUGAUCGCGAGAUCAAGUCUGCCUAUCGCCAGCUGUCAAAGAAGUACCAUCCGGACAAGAACCCUGGCGAUGAAACCGCAAAAGACAAGUUUGUCGAAGUCUCCGAAGCAUACGAAGCCCUCUCCGACCCCAACACCCGCAAGAUCUACGACCAACAUGGCCACGAGGGCUUGAAGCGCCAUCAGCAGCAGGGCGGCGGUGGUGGCCACCAUGACCCCUUUGACGUCUUCAGCCGGUUCUUUGGCGGCGGCGGCCACUUUGGCCAGGCGAGCGACCGCCGUGGUCCCAACCUCGAGCUUAAGGUGCAGAUCUCCCUCCGCGAUUUUUACAACGGCCAGACCGUCGAGUUCCACUGGGACAAGCAGGAGAUUUGUGAACACUGUGAUGGUACGGGCGCCGCCGAUAAGGUGGUGGACACGUGCGACAAGUGCCAAGGGCGCGGUGUGGUCAUCCAGAAGCACCAGCUGGCACCGGGGAUGUUCCAGCAGGUGCAGAUGCACUGCGAUCGCUGCGGCGGCCGUGGCAAGUCUGUCAAGCAUGUGUGCCCCGUGUGCCAGGGCCAGCGCGUUGUGCGCCGGCCGACGCCCGUCUCGGUGACCAUACAGCGCGGCGUCGCCAAGGACACGCGCAUUGUCUACGAGAACGAGGCGGACGCCAGUCCCGACUACGUGGCCGGCGACUUGAUAGUAUCACUGGGUGAGAAGGAGCCGACGGCCGAGGACAACCCAGACCAUGUUGACGGCGCUCACUUCCGCCGUCGCGGCAACGAUCUGUUCUGGAAGGAGGUCAUCUCGCUGCGGGAGGCGUGGAUGGGCGACUGGACGCGCAACCUGACGCACCUUGACGGUCACGUUGUCGAGCUGAAGCGCACUCGUGGCCAAGUCGUGCAGCCGGGCCAUGUCGACACCAUAACCGGCGAGGGUAUGCCCGUGUGGCACGAGGAUGGCGACAGCGUCUACCACAAGACCGAGUUUGGCAAUCUCUACGUUGAGUACGCUGUUGUGCUGCCUGACCAAAUGGAGUCGGGUAUGGAGAAGGAGUUCUGGAGUUUGUGGCAGAAGUGGCGGGGUAAGAUUGGCGUCGACCUACACAAAGACAGUGGGCGGCCAGAUCGACCAGUGGCGGCCGAGGGUGACCAUCUUCAUGAGGAGUUAUAG
Molecule: messenger RNA, 1263 nt
Organism: Sporothrix brasiliensis 5110
Lineage: Eukaryota; Fungi; Ascomycota; Sordariomycetes; Ophiostomatales; Ophiostomataceae
Exons: 2
Coding region: 1-1263 (420 amino acids)
Biological process (GO): protein refolding
Cellular component (GO): cytoplasm
Molecular function (GO): Hsp70 protein binding
Source: RefSeq, a predicted model, not a curated record